This is a messenger RNA of Plasmodium fragile, 384 nucleotides long. RefSeq lists its product as uncharacterized. Lineage: Eukaryota; Apicomplexa; Aconoidasida; Haemosporida; Plasmodiidae. Bases 1 to 384 code for a protein of 127 amino acids. The transcript has 4 exons. The record is from RefSeq and is a predicted model, not a curated record.
AUGCUGAAAUUACGAAAUGAUUAUAUAUUAUUAGACUUUUAUUUAAAGUAUUUUUUUUACAUUUACAUGUUCCAAUUCUACAAUUUAAGUAUUUCUCAAUGCUGUACAACCUGUUAUAUAAAUAUAGAAAACAACAUUAACUAUGCUAACUAUAUUAACUAUAAUUUAGUAAAAUUUACCUUUUUUGUAAAAGACAAACGAACCAAAAGAAAAGCAGAAAAAUAUUGUAAGGAAAAUAUGAAGACGAAAUACUUUAUGAAUAAAUACAAAUCUUUUACUAUUUUGCGUUUCUUGCUGUCCCAGAGGAAGUUAGUUUUCUACCAUAACAAAGUGAAUAUGCAUGGAAGAAUAUGUUAUUUUAAGAUUAUUAUAAAAGAUUUUUAG